This is a messenger RNA of Camponotus floridanus (Florida carpenter ant), 533 nucleotides long. RefSeq lists its product as uncharacterized. The transcript is spliced from 5 exons. The record is from RefSeq and is a predicted model, not a curated record. Lineage: Eukaryota; Metazoa; Arthropoda; Insecta; Hymenoptera; Formicidae. The annotation marks the transcript as partial.
UAAUAUUGACAAUACUUGGCGUUUGUGUCGCAUUUACUAGUGUUAUUAUUCUUUCUCCGAGAAUUUUCCAUAUUAUUUUACCUAUGAAUGUGUCUCUAUCAUAUCGCCUGCCGAUUAGAAUGGAAUAUUUCAUCGAUCAAGAAAAAUACUCUUAUUUGAUUUCAUUACAUAUAAGUAUGGCAAUGUGCAUUGGAACAAUUGCGUUGAUAGCGAUAGGAACAAUAUGUGUUGCGUGUCUACAAUAUAUUUGUGGUAUGUUUAGAAUUUCCAGUUUUCGCAUUAAACGCGCAGUGCACAUCGAUAUGCUACAAAAUAUUAAAGCGACGAAAGGGAAUUUAAUAUUGGAAGGAAUAAUUAGUGCUGUAGAUAUGCAUCGUCAAGCUAUGAAAUUAUGCAGACUUUUGCUAUCCACAAUGGAGACAAUAAUGUUUUGUUUAAUAUUGCUUGGAGUUAUCACUUUAAGUCUUAAUCUCUUUCGAAUUUUUCAGGUUAUCUCAACCGGAGAUGAAUUCAAGGAAUUUAUAAUUCCUCUG